CUUGUCAGCUAAAUUCCGUUCAAACAAACUAAUCAACUGCGCUCCAGUUCAUCACCAUAAUCGCAGACCUGCGGCUUCAUGCCGCUGCUCCCCAUCGAAGUGAUGAAGGAUCAGUGCUGCCAGGAGCUGGCCGCCAUCUCGUGGAACUGCCGCUGCGAGGGGCUGCGCGUCUUCAUCGACCGGGCGUUCCCUCCCAGCCAAAGCCAAGGCGGUGGCCCCCCGCAGCCGCCGCUGGCACCUAGGUGCCCGACGGAGGUGAAGAGGGACUUCGCCAGAACGCUCGCCCUGCCGGGGCAGUGCAACCUGCCCACCAUCCAUGGCGGCCCCUACUGCGUCUUCCCAUGAACGCUGGCUUGUGCAUGAAAACAUCGUGUGAAUGAAUAAGCAGCAUGGCACAUCCGUGGAUGGGUGACAUGCUGACAUGCAUAAGUGCGCAAUAAAGACUUGAAGUUUCGUUUCCA
This is a messenger RNA of Triticum dicoccoides, 461 nucleotides long. Its product is annotated as chymotrypsin inhibitor WCI. Gene Ontology annotation, molecular function: serine-type endopeptidase inhibitor activity. The transcript has a single exon. The coding region runs from base 79 to 345 and encodes 88 amino acids. Lineage: Eukaryota; Viridiplantae; Streptophyta; Magnoliopsida; Poales; Poaceae. The record is from RefSeq and is a predicted model, not a curated record.